AUGGCAGAGCGGAUCUCGAAUGAGCCAUGGGUGACCAAGCUUGUGGCUGCGUGGAAGGAGGUGGUUCCUGAGGGCACCAAGCAGGAGCGCUUGUACUGCAAGCAGGACGAACUGCUGAAGGGCAUCAGCGACAGCAUGGUGCUCAACAGCGAGACGGAGGAUGGCAUCAAGCUCAAGGAGGACUUGUGCAAGCAGAAUGCAAACCUGGUGGCUGC
This is a messenger RNA of Effrenium voratum, 215 nucleotides long. Lineage: Eukaryota; Dinophyceae; Suessiales; Symbiodiniaceae. The record is from the annotation of a GenBank genome assembly.